GUUUUACUUUACGACAUAACCGGAACCUUAUGACUGUAUAGAGUCCAACGUCAGAGUGAUGAUAUAAGACGAAAAUGAACCGCGAGCAAUUUAGGGAAUAUCAAUUUUAACCAAACGUUAUAGCGAACAACCCAACUAGUCCAACAUUUAAGCAAAUAAGUCAUGGCUACCGCAAAAGGUGAAGAUUCAUCAAUCAAACUCUCAGGAGAUGACUUGCCUACAUCAACGAAACCAGGAAAGAAACAUCUUAUGAUUGCCGCAAUUGACCUUGGCACUACAUUCACUGGCUAUGCAUUUUCCAUGACGGAACCUCUUGAGGAUCCAAUCAACUGCAGCCUUUUUGAGACAGAGGGCUUGAGAAGUGAAAAGGGUCCCACAUGCGUUUUGCUUAAUCCAGAUGAAACCUUUAACGCGUUUGGAUACGAAGCACAAAAGAAUUAUGAAGAAUUGGGUGAUACUAAAACCGACGGAUAUUACUUCUUCGAGCGCUUCAAAAUGAGCCUCUACAAAACGAAGAAACUUUCUCGUGAAACGAAGAUUAAAGACCUUAACGGGAAAGAGCUCCUAGCAAUAGAUGUUUUCUCAAAAGUGAUUAGUCACCUUUCAGAAGAUUUUUACGAAAAGCUGAGUAAACAAAAGACGGGAAUUUCUUCAGACGAUGUUUUGUGGCUCAUUACAGUUCCGGCAAUCUGGUCAGACGCGGCUAAGCAGUUCAUGCGAGAAGCAGCAAACAAGGCUGAAAUUAAAGACGAAGACCUAAAACUUAUUUUGGAGCCAGAGGCUGCGUCUCUUUUCUGCAACAUGCAAAAAUCAUGUAAAAUUGUGAAGGUUGACGACACAGUUGCACUGGAACCAUUUCCUGUUGGACAAAAAUAUAUUGUUGCUGAUUUAGGCGGGGGAACGGCUGAUUUAGCAGUACAUGAAAUUCUAGAGGACCACAAUUUGAGAGAGAUCGCAAGGUCAGACGGCGACGCAUACGGAGGGAUUUUGGUGGACGAGGCGUUUCAAGAAUUUAUUUCUGAUUUUUUUGGACGGAACGUUGUUCAGCGCUUACUUGAAACGCAAACAGACGCGUAUAUGGAAAUUCUGAAAUCCUUUGAAGUAAAAAAGCGAGCAUUCCGAAGCGACACACUAUCGAUUAUUCUCAACAUGCCUUAUGUGGCAUUCAGAGAUGCAAUCGAAGCUUGCGAGGUUUCUUAUGACGAUGCAAUUCGUGAGGCCAAUGCAAAGUGCACAGGAAAGGCUGAAUAUAUGCGGGAUGGUAAGUUUAAAAUUACCGCUGAAAUCAUGAAAGGAUUUUUUAAUAAGGCAGUUGAUGGUAUUGUCAAAUUCAUCCAACAGAUGCGCUCAAACGAUGAGCUUGGCAUGAUCAACACCGUUUUGAUGGUCGGUGGAUUUUCGGAAUCGAAAUACGUCCAAGAACGCAUUGAAAAUGAUAUACCUGGAGUAAGGCUCGUCAUUCCUACCGAUCCUUCACUGGCUGUUUUGAAAGGUGCAGUUUUGUUUGGCAAACAUCCACAAGCAAUAACGGAAAGAAUAGCACGGUUCUCCUAUGGGUUUUCCAUUGCUAGACCUUUCGAGGAAGGUAUCGACCCAGAAGAGCUAAAAGUAACACAGAAUGGAAUGGUCUUAUGCAAUGAGGUUUUUAACAAAUUAAUUACUAGAGGUGGAAUUUUGAAGAAAAGACAGUUGUAUUUCGGCGUUGUAAGGUAUAAUGUUAAUACCGAUACCCCUUUGACCGUAUUGUUAUCAUCACUGCUUCCAAUUGAGUCACAAGUUUACAAAUCAACAAAAGUGGAUCCAAAGUAUACCACCGCAGAAGAAGAGUGUGAGGAAUUAGGAAAAUUGACAAUACAUCCACCACCUACACGUUGGCCUUUUGACAGCGAAAUUCUUCAAGGAAUCAUCGUCUUUGAAAGUGAAUUGAAAGCCAUUGCAAUCAACGUUGAAACCAAGCAAAUAUAUCUGGCAAAUCUUGAUUGCCUUUGAAGUAGUCUACGACAGAAGUAUAAAUGGUGUGCAUUCGGACGGUUUUAGUUAAACGGUUUUAUGAAAAGUAAAAUUUUGUUAACAAGGCCGUAAAAAACUAUGACUGAAUUGUAGUCUAAAUCGAUAUAUGCAACUAGAAUCAAUUGAAAUAUGCGAAGCCAUGUUGACUGCCUAUUUUUAACAGGACAAACUUGAUGAAAUGGUGUUGAAAAUGUUCCGAAAAGCUAAUCAGUGAGUCGCCAAAAGUAACUUUUGAGAGCGAAUGAAAAAGAAAAGUUAACGAGAAAAGCAAAUGAUAUAAAUUUUGUAAUAAUUUUCAUAUGUACUAUUAACUUCUUUCAGUGUCCAGUCAUUGGCCGGUUACAAACAGGACAAACAUUUCACAUGAUGUAUAUGAACAGUCAAAAGAAUCAUAUGUACUGAUAACACCAAGUAAUAUUUCUUUAGCUUUAUUUCAGUUUUGUAUAUAAGUAGAUUUGUACACAUUUCAUUGCUAACCGCUUUGUUAAUAUUGUAUAUGUAUCUCUCCACCAAAUUAAACAUUUCAAAUAAGGUAUAUGCAGUCAAAUGUAUAUAUACUGAUAACACCAAGUUUUUUUUUCUGUUCCUUUAUUUCAGUUUUGUAUAUAAAUAGAUUUGUUCUAAUUUCAUUGUUACUUGCUUUGUUCAUUAUUAUUGUAAGUGUAUCCCUCCACCAAAUUAAAAUGGAAUAGAUAUGUUUUUUUGCGAUAAUAUCAAUAACCCGAUAUAUUCAAAUACGAAACAGAAGUGAUGCGUAUCGAAACGUGAGGGAAAGUCGUAUAGAUAUUUUCUUUAUAUUAUAUAAGAUGUGGUGCCUGAAACAUUUCAAUAGUUCCUUAUAGCUUUAUUUGUGUUAAAAAACCAAAAACAACAACAUGUAUACAGUUCAUGAUAACAAUUAAACUAUGGGUUAUGUAAACCUGGUAUCACACCUUGUAAUUUGAUCAAUUCACUCAUGUAGAUUGUUUAAGCAGAUUGUUCAUAAUUUGAUUAUAUAGUGCGUGUGGUAAUUAUUGAUCUAGUGUAUUCUUUAUUUAUAGAAUAUUUGCUUUUGUAAAUAAUGCAAUGAAAACUGUUUCUUAUAAAAGCUGGCUGUCAUUGAAUCAAUAUACAUUUAAAAGUACUUCUAGUUGCAACUACUCUUGUAUUGUUUGAAAUAAUACCGGUUAUUAUUUUUGUGUGAAAUCAAUAUCAAUGUUAAUGAAAUGUACAUGUAUUACCAUCUGUCAUAUAAAUAAAACAGUUGAUUUGA
Messenger RNA from Mya arenaria, 3262 nucleotides. RefSeq names its product heat shock 70 kDa protein 12A-like. Lineage: Eukaryota; Metazoa; Mollusca; Bivalvia; Myida; Myidae. The coding region runs from base 163 to 1989 and encodes 608 amino acids. The transcript has 5 exons. The record is from RefSeq and is a predicted model, not a curated record. Gene Ontology annotation, molecular function: ATP binding; ATP-dependent protein folding chaperone.